Lampris incognitus (smalleye Pacific opah) is the source of this 1900-nucleotide messenger RNA. RefSeq names its product thiamin pyrophosphokinase 1 (gene tpk1). Bases 78 to 836 code for a protein of 252 amino acids. NCBI's taxonomy places the organism in Eukaryota, Metazoa, Chordata, Actinopteri, Lampriformes, Lampridae. Gene Ontology annotation, biological process: thiamine metabolic process; thiamine diphosphate biosynthetic process. The record is from RefSeq and is a predicted model, not a curated record. Gene Ontology annotation, molecular function: thiamine binding; ATP binding; thiamine diphosphokinase activity. The transcript is spliced from 9 exons.
UAACCAGGAACUAACACGUAGAGCCGCCUCAGCCGCUGAGUAAGCCCCUUAACACGGGGCAUCUGCAGACGGCGGUCAUGGAUGAAGAGUUGACGCUUUUGGACUGUCUUCUACCCUCAGGAAAACAAAGGAUCUGUUUGAUAAUUCUCAACCAGCCUCUGGAGAAGGACUUCCUUCAUAUCCUCUGGAACAAAGCUCUUCUGAAAGCUUGUGCUGAUGGAGCUGCCAACCACCUCCAUGACAUCACUGCUGGGGAACGCGACAGCUUUCUUCCUGACUAUAUCAGUGGGGAUUUCGAUUCCAUUACCGCCGAGGUCAAAGCCUUCUAUGGAGAAAAGGGGUGCAAGUUGAUAGAAACAGCUGACCAGGACCUCACAGACUUCACCAAGUGCCUGACCAUUAUGGUGGAGGAGAUCAACAGAAAACAGCUACAGGUGGACACCAUAGUGACUCUGGGUGGUCUGGCGGGCAGGUUAGACCAGACCAUGGCAUCGGUUGAGACCCUCUACCACUCUCUGUCCAUCACACAGCUCCCCCUGCUGAUCAUACAGGGGACCAGCCUGGCUCACCUACUUAGACCUGGCAGCCAUACACUCGGGGUGAACACGGGUCUGGAGGGGGAGUGGUGCAGCCUCAUCCCAGUCGGGGGGCCCUGUCAGACACACACCACUGGACUCAAAUGGAACAUUGACAACCAGGUCCUGCAGUUUGGGAAGCUUGUGAGCACGUCUAACACCUACGCGCCUGUCACCCCUGGGAGCCCAAGGAAGCCUGUGACAGUGACAACAGACCAGCCACUGCUGUGGAGCAUGGGCAUCAGCAGGGACAACAAAUGACACUGGGGAGAUCUUACCUCUAUCAGAAUAAACCAGUCCGGGUAUAGGUCUUACUAAGGCUUAGUUAGUCUUUCAAGGAUAAAGCCACUUAAUAUAGUUUCAUGUGCUAUGUUCAUAACACCAGAACAAAAUCAAAAGCAUCACUGGUUUGUGAAAUAUAAAACUAUAGUCAAGGCAGGAAUCAAUGAUUAAGUCUUGCCCUUGAGAAUUUCUAAAAUUAAGCCUUUACCAGCUGUCAUGAAAAUCAGGUUAGUUAUGUCAUGUAGCUGAGAAAGAUGACUGGCUUUUCAUUUAAUUUUCUUUUAAUUCAUGCAAGAGAACCAAGGCCUGUUUGGCCACACACAGGCUUGCCUGGUUUCAUUGCAUAAUGAGCGCUCAGGUGGGAUCAUCUACUUGUUCAUUUCAUACUGAAAAUUUAAAAUUUAAUCAGUUACCCAUCAUCAGUAAAUUCCAUAUUAAAUCACCAUAAUCCUAUUUACAGAAUAAUCAUUGUUAAAGGAGUAUUUCCCUACAUUUUUGACGUUAUACUGUUUGUCUAUGGAACACGUGACAUUUUUUUCCCCUUUAAAAGGUUUGGUUUCCUGUGCUCAACAGCCCGUGUCAUUAACAUAAAAUUAUUUGUGAGCCUCUUAUCUGAUUAUCCAAAGGAGUUGAAUCAAGUGCAACUGGACUUGGUAUAUAUCCGUGAAGACGUUUUGCCUCGAACUGAGGAAGAAAAUGGUUCAUGCACAAACUGAGGAAGCCUCUUGGAUGAGAGGCGAAACGUCUUCAGGGAUAUAUACCAAGUCCAGUUGCACUUGAUUCAACUCCUUUGGAUAACCUGGAUGAAUGAGAACAUUCACAGACUCUUAUCUGAUUGGCUAGCAGUACUGCUGGUCCCCCCCCCUCCUCUGACAGGAACAAUAGGUGUAUAAUCAGAGGCUACCUUGCUCUUAGCAUGGGCAGCCUUUAUGCAAAAUUUGGGUUGGUUGUUCCAAGGGCAACAUGACUCCAAGAGACAAAUCAGUGCAGAUUAAAUCUGUAGUGUGUUUGCUUUGCUUAACAGCCUAAGUGCCUAGGAAACU